AGUGGUCUCUUUGAAGAAACAUUUCAAAUGGGUUGAGUUUUAUUCAAGAACUUCUCUUUUCUUGAAAAGGGUGUCAAGAAAAUUUUCAAAAAAUCAAUUUUUCUUUUUGGUUAGUUGUGUUCUUACAGUAUGAAGACUUUUGGGUUCUCUGUUUUGUUCUUGGUGAUGGGGAUUACAGCUUUUUUGUCCUUUAUUUGCUUCAGUACUGGAGGAAUGUCCUUCAAAUGGCAAAAUAACGAUAUGACGAUGACCAUUAAGAGCAGAAAGCUGCAGGACAAUGGCUACGGUCCAAGCAUCAAUGAGGGUGAUUCAAGCAACUUUGGUCUGGAAGAUUAUCGUCCCAUAGAUCCAGUUCCUAGCUCAAAAGCUUCUGUAAGACCAGGACCUGUUGAGCAUGGUACUCCUCUUAUGCCUUAUAUUCCUAAGCCUUCACCUCCUCCUAUUAGCACCAAUGAUGGGCUCCCAUAAGCUCAUCGUUAGUCCACUUCCACCGCUGUGCUAAAGUUGGGCAAAUGUAGUUUUUCUUAUGGUAGUAGCUUCAUAAAAGCCAUGUCUUUACUAAUUUUGUGUUUUUCUUGUAAACAUUUUGUCGAAACACUGUGUAUUACCUUGGCAUGUAACUUAUAGUAUGCCUCUAGCUAGGCGAUACUUGCACAAGUAAUCAGUUAUUUAUGUAGUUGAAUUACAUAA
This is a messenger RNA of Solanum dulcamara, 690 nucleotides long. RefSeq lists its product as uncharacterized. NCBI's taxonomy places the organism in Eukaryota, Viridiplantae, Streptophyta, Magnoliopsida, Solanales, Solanaceae. The coding region runs from base 130 to 468 and encodes 112 amino acids. The record is from RefSeq and is a predicted model, not a curated record. The transcript is spliced from 3 exons.